Messenger RNA from Botrytis porri, 963 nucleotides. RefSeq lists its product as uncharacterized. The record is from RefSeq and is a predicted model, not a curated record. Lineage: Eukaryota; Fungi; Ascomycota; Leotiomycetes; Helotiales; Sclerotiniaceae. The coding region runs from base 1 to 963 and encodes 320 amino acids. The transcript has a single exon.
AUGUUGUUCUCUGCAAUUUCGAUUUUACUGCUCACAACACCCGCUCUUGGGCAAACCCUCAAUGCCUGGAGACAAACCGUCUACGGAGAAGGAUGCUGCAGUUACGCGGUAGAUGGGAAUGUAACAACUUACGAUGAAAUUGACUCUUUGCCAAAACGUCUUUCUCUUUUACUCAACUUUCCAGCUGCAUAUCUUGGUUUUUAUAUUCAGUCCUCCGGUUCUUACAUUACCGACUACUAUGUUGAAGCUGUCGAGUCAACCACGGUCAAAAAGAUUAUUGUUGGAAAGGUUUCUGGCGCUACCUCCAACCUUACUGUCGUCAAUUUUUAUGACUCUGCUGGCACAGCUCCAAUCUCCACAGAAACGUUGUAUCUCCAUAUCACUGGAGUAUCUGAUGGAGGUAGUGAGACAUUUGUCAACGAGAUAUAUCCCAUCUACUCCGGCGAUACCAUCGUAUACCCCUCCGGACAAUCCGCUCAACCCUCACCAACCCAAACUAAUGUAAUCCCAACACCAACUUCAACCAUUUUCCCCACACCUACAGCUCCAGGUAUAACCCUCAACGCCUGGCCCACCAUCACCGCCACCAUGCCUUUUGUCCAGGACCGCACAUCCUCGUACAUCGAUGGCAAUCCAUCCACCGGCUUAGUCGCCUCACAAUAUUACCUUCUUUUCAAUACUGCAAGCACAUACGAGGGAUUUUACAUCUUAUCUCAAUCACCAGAUUUCAUCACCGAUUACUAUGUCAUUGCACAUAACCCUAUCACGUACAAGCAAUUUGAAGUUUGUCGCGUUACGAAUGCUAAGUCAAAUUUCACUCUUUGUGCAUUUUUGGAUGAGGAUGGGAACCCAGGCUAUAGGAGUGCGACGAUUAAUAUCUAUCAGGAUGGUGCGGGGCAAGGGAAGCUUAAUGAGGUCUAUCCUAUCUGGCCAGGUGAUAUGCUUGUGGACCCCAAUGCUUGA